AUGGCGACCAACAAGAACAUUGCAAGAUUCGACAUUGACUACCGCCAAUCCAGCGUCUCGAACUUCCGAUUUACAACCACGACGCUCGACAGUGUGGUUGUGGAGAACUGCGACUGGCAGGAUGUCACCUUCACAGGAUGCAAUCUGCAACAUGUCGUGUUCAGAAACAUCACCCUCCGGAACGCACAUUUCGCCGAUGUGGAUUUGCGAAAUGUCACCAUGAGGGCCACUGAUUUGCGAGAUGUGGCUUGGUCGAGACAUCAUCUGGCGAACGCCGUCCUCUCCGCGGACUCAUUCAAGACCACGCCGUCGAGGGAGAUAGUGGAGGUCUUGAUCCUCGAUGCGCGGCGGAGAUCGCGGACAAGAGGGGGACAAAUCGGCGGCAACAGCACCGUGGCAGCUCAGGGAGGUCAUCUGCAUGGCCGGCCGGGAUUGAGGACCAUGAGACUAGCCACUGCACCUAGGAAAGGGCUUAUGGGCCUGCCUGAUAGCUUGCUGCUCAAAAUCGCCGGGUAUCUUCUUCGACCAGACAGCCCCAUCAACAUCAUCGACUGUCCGCCUCUAAUGGGCCCAAGACUUUCGAAGACCAAGGGCAGCCAGACCCACUAUAGCCUCCCGGACAGACCGAGCCCAGUAACGUACAUCACGGAUGUAGCAAGACUUGGCCUAUCCCCCUCAUUCCUGCGCGUGAAUCGCAGGCUCUACAUGGUAGGGACUCCUGUGCUGUACGGCAGGCGAUUCCGCUUCAGGAAGAGUCUUCAGUCCUGUCUGGCGUUUCUGCAUGAUCAUAGGAAGUGGCAGCAUGCGAUUAAGCGUCUUACGCUUGUACAUCCAGGGAUCGAGGAGGAGAAUGGUAGGGUGUUCAAGGAGCUCGUCGAUGUCCUGCUCUAUACGCAACCUGAGCUCCGCGAUGUUACGGUACCUGGCGACUAUCCCGUCCUUCCUCAAGAUCUGGCACGGCUGCCGUUGAAACAUGGCGGACACGACUUGUCCGUCAUAUUCUACAUCAACGGAUUCGAGGCGAACAUCGGACGCACAUUCUUCCAGCGUGCUGUGCGAUCUGAGUUCUUAGCGCUGAGGCAGCUCCAACCGCCUUCACACCCAAGCACCAGAUAUCCACGGUGCCAGCAGAGUCGGCUGGAGAAGUGCCAAUGCAAGAGGGCAGGCGAAACGCAAACCCUGCGCGAGAUACCCAACCUGCUCGACUUGCCGGAGAAGGCGCUCAAGCGCAUCGUGCACUUUCUUUUCCCCGUCGAUCAGCUCCGCAUUAUGGAGAAACCGGGAUAUGUGUCCCUCUCACCGGACAGCAAUCAAACCACCUACUACCGCAAACGAGUCCAUUGUCAGACGACGUACAUUGCUUGGGACCGGAAGCUUGAGGAGAAGGAAUUUCUAGUCCAGCGAGUGCCGCUUCCCAAACCGGGCGUUUACGUGUCGUUCCUGCGCGUCAGUCGCAGCUGCUAUAAACUCGGGAUCCCAUACCUCUACUCGCGAGGACUGCAAUUCGACUCGAACCCGGCGACAUGUCUCUCGUUCCUGCACGAUCACCAGAAGAGGGAACAUAGCAUCAAGCACAUCACCGUCCUUCUGGACAGAGGAAGCAGCUGCCAAUCCUGGCGCCGAUUGUUCAAUGCCUUCGUUCACAGGAGAUCGGAUCUGCGCUCGCUGACCGUCAAGCCCGGCGACGAGUUCUGGGACACAUCUCCAUGGCAAUGGCAAGCUCCGGAUGCUCGCCGCAAAGACACAGACGCCGGCGUCAAGAUGUCUUGGAGUGGAAAGGCUGGUGUAAGAGCCGUGGCUUCACGGACUGCUGUAGCGAGCGGAAUUUCUUGGGUCAUAUUGCUCGUUUGCCGCUGA
Messenger RNA from Zasmidium cellare ATCC 36951, 1857 nucleotides. RefSeq lists its product as uncharacterized. Lineage: Eukaryota; Fungi; Ascomycota; Dothideomycetes; Mycosphaerellales; Mycosphaerellaceae. Bases 1 to 1857 code for a protein of 618 amino acids. The transcript is spliced from 2 exons. The record is from RefSeq and is a predicted model, not a curated record.